ACAAAACAAUCUCUGACACACGAGUCUUCGAUUGUUUAAAGAACUUUCCGCUUGACAUUUGGCAAUUACUUUUAUAAUUUGUAAAAACUUAAAUACAGAUCAAUGGUGACGAAAAAUAUACAUUCAUAUAAAAUGGUCCCGUUCAGAAGCAAGUUCGUGUCGAGAGGGGUUCAAUUUGUUUGAAAUCAAACUUUAUUCAAUAAUUACUGAAACCCGAGUUUAGGAAGUAUUAUAAUCAGGUAAUCAAUACCAAUAAUGGAUCAAACUUAAAUGCACAAUUAAAAAUCCAUAUCUUAAAUGAUACCUAAACUUCCAUCCAGUUAGAUUUUCAAAAUAUGUGACAGAAUCAAACCUAAAUGCGAAAGAAUCUGACGUGAUUAGAAUGCAUGAUCAGUUCUUUCGUAAUUCUGUGACGACUAUUUACCCUAAAUUCACAGUCGACUUGAACAACAUAUUGUAUUGUAAUUAGUGUUCAAGCAAUAUAACUUGCCUCCUAGUAUUUAAAUACAAACCGUCAAAUAAUUUAUGACAUGAAUUGUUUUAACCAUGAUAUCAAAUUCUAAUCUAAGAAUCACAAUCAUUUGACGUUUAGUUGUUUGGGAUGGGUGAGUAUAAAGCAUUCUUAGUUGACUUCUUGGCUGGCGGUAUAUCAGCAGCUAUUUCCAAGACUGUUGUUGCACCUAUAGAACGGGUUAAAUUAUUACUUCAAGUGCAACACACUUCGACACAGAUUCCUGAAGACAAACGAUACAAAGGUAUGAUCGAUACCUUUGUACGAAUACCAAAGGAAACUGGAUUUCUCAGCUUUUGGAGGGGCAAUCUAGCUAAUGUUAUACGAUACUUUCCAACACAAGCCUUAAAUUUUGCUUUCAAGGAUAAAUACAAAGCACUGUUUCUUGAUGGCAUUCCAAAAGAUGCAUUUUGGCGACAGUUUGCCGGAAAUUUGGCAUGUGGCGGCGCUGCUGGGGCAACUUCUCUGCUGUUCGUCUAUCCUCUUGACUUUGCAAGGACAAGACUAGCAGCUGAUGUUGGCAAAGGAUCAGAAAGACAAUUCAAUGGAAUGAUGGAUUGCAUGAUAAAAAUUUUUAAAAGCGAUGGCCCAGUUGGUCUGUAUCGAGGGUUCAAUGUCAGUGUUCAAGGGAUUAUAAUGUAUCGCGCCUCCUAUUUUGGAUUUUACGAUAGUGCUCGGUCAAUGCUACCUGAUCCAAAGAACACCCCAAUUUAUAUAAACUUCUGCAUAGCGGAAACAGUGACAACAAUAGCCGGUCUCGUUUCGUAUCCUUUUGACACUGUGCGUAGAAGAAUGAUGAUGCAGUCGGGGCGAAGUAAAUCAGAUGUGAUGUAUAAAAACACGUUAGAUUGCUGGUCUAAGGUAUUUCAUAAGGAGGGAUCUGCAGCAUUUUUUAAAGGUGCAUUCUCCAACGUUCUCAGAGGAACUGGCGGCGCUCUGGUUUUGACUCUUUACGAUGUUGUGAAGGAGGGUAUUGAAAAUGCAAUAUCAUGAGUAGUCAUAAAGUAAGGAUUUUGUAACAUUUACAUGAUAAAAAAGGAAAAAUUCAACACAUAUCGUAUGUAUAAAAAUGACGCGCUUUUUUUUGCAAGUUAUGUGAAAGUUAUUAAGUGCAAGAUUUACAGUUUUACAAUCACAGAAGGCUGUUGCAGUCAAUAUUUGGAGUACUUAAAUAAUAUAAAUAUUUCAAUCUGUUGUAUUUGAGGAUUAAUAAUUUUAUUUCACUCAAGUGCCUACCUUAUACUGAAACUGGAAAUAUAUCACAUUUGUAUUGAGUGAACAGUCAAUUACAUUUUUAAAAUGAAGUAUCAGAAUGUAAGAACAACUUGUUGGACGUUCAUUUGAACUUCAAUAGUAGAUUGAGAAUUAGAAAAAAGUAUAGUGGUUGAUUGACGACUAAGUUUUUUUUCAAGAUGCUUAAUAAUUUAUUUGCCAAGCUACCAUUUAGAGCGUUUAUAAUCUGGCUAUACAGUAGAAAUUGAAAAUACAAGAGUUACCAAUGCUUUUGGUAUAGAUGAUUCGAUGCUUAUUUCCUAUUAGAAAUUGGAAAAUGAGUGUAUUUGGUACAUAUUAAUAGCU
Neodiprion virginianus is the source of this 2089-nucleotide messenger RNA. Its product is annotated as ADP,ATP carrier protein-like. The transcript has 4 exons. Gene Ontology annotation, molecular function: ATP:ADP antiporter activity. Gene Ontology annotation, biological process: mitochondrial ATP transmembrane transport; mitochondrial ADP transmembrane transport. Lineage: Eukaryota; Metazoa; Arthropoda; Insecta; Hymenoptera; Diprionidae. The record is from RefSeq and is a predicted model, not a curated record. Gene Ontology annotation, cellular component: mitochondrial inner membrane. The coding region runs from base 602 to 1504 and encodes 300 amino acids.